Messenger RNA from Pocillopora meandrina, 3117 nucleotides. NCBI's taxonomy places the organism in Eukaryota, Metazoa, Cnidaria, Anthozoa, Scleractinia, Pocilloporidae. The record is from the annotation of a GenBank genome assembly.
AUUUAGAUAAUCUUCGUCUGUUUAUGAACUGUGGCAUGGAUUAAAGGAGGUUUUCAGUUAGCUUCUUUCAUUGGGUAUAUUUAGAACAAUGCACUACUAAUCAUCCGUGACCUUUUGAAAAGUUUACUUAGCCAAUAAAAUCUUUUAACACUCUCUUAAAUCCUUGCGCAACAGACAAAAUUCCAAUAAAUUUCCCGCAAAGUGCCUUUAUUCCCAUCGCUCUUACAGAGCAUCGACGACACGUCAGCGGUUGGAAGAGAAAAUCCGAGACGCAAAUAUACUUGGCAACCUGUCAGCAGAUAAAAACUCAUUGAAAUUUGAUCUACAAAAACGCUUAGGUGUCAACACUCAUUUUGUCGGUCAUGGGCGGUUGGUUUUAUGUGCUGGAAUGCUUGGCAUGUAAGCUUAAGCUCCACCUUGUUCAACUUUAAAGUUAAAAAAAAAGCGUUUAUGAAAUCGAUAGAGCAACCAGUCAAUCGUGUGAUGCAGAGAACAUAUCGGAUUACUUUUACUUUCAAAAGAUUCGAGAAAUCGAAAUAAAAUUUCAAUCCUCACGGUUAGAUUGUUUGAUAGCUUCAUAAUCGUUUCCGGUCCAGUGAAGGAUUUUGCGGUCAAAGAUACUCUUCUAUACGUCCGUGCCGCUACUUGCUCAUUGGUCAGUAAAUGAAAGACAGGAAGCUGUCACAAUGCACGUUGCCUAGCGUAAGUGGAAAAUCUACCCAGCAACGUAGAGACGUCGGUGUGCAUAUGCCUAAUGACGGGUUGUCAAUUAUAAAUUUACAAAAUCCCAGAUCUCUGGUUCUUUCUGCGCCUAACCUGGCGCAAGUACAUUAGAAAGCGGAGCUGAAUUGCGCCGGGGGUCAGUCGCGAAGAGGCCACACGCAAUAGGUAGAGAUUCAGCGGCAUUCCUUCCAUCCAGUGAAGUAUCUGCUGCUGUAAUCAAAGCCUACGACUGCAAACUGGCUUACUUUAUAUCCCCGGCGCUGUCCAUAUCAGCGUAGCGCUUUGACUUCCGCUGUCAGCAUCGAAUCUAGCAUGGAACUGUUGUGCUGCGAGGGACCUCGAGUUCGGUACGCAUACCAAGAUCCAAUUCUCCUUCAAGAUGAUCGUGUUCUGCGUAAUUUACUGACUUGCGAAGACAAAUACAUUCCCAGCUGUAGAUACUUCAACAUUGUACAGAAGGAGAUUGAGCCUCGCAUGAGGCGAAUGGUUACGACAUGGAUGCUAGAGGUAAAUAAGAACACGUAUUUCCUUCGUUAAUGCUUAUUUUCCCUUGCUGAACUGCGAUGUGAUGAUGGUGCUAAGAUUUGUCUCAAUUAUGAAUUUUCCAGGUGUGCGAGGAGCAAUUGUGCGAAGAAGAGGUCUUUCCAUUGGCAGUGAACUAUUUAGACCGAUUUUUAUCGGUCGUACCAACAAGAAAAUGCCAGCUUCAACUGCUUGGCGCUGUGUGCAUGUUUAUUGCAAGCAAACUUAAAGAGACAUCACCGCUAUCGGCUGAAAAGCUGUGUAUUUAUACAGAUAAUUCCAUCACUUGUCAGGAAUUACUGGUAAGUAUACGAUAUGAAAUACCGCUUUAGGAAUAUGUUCAUUCAUUCCUUCUCCAAUGUUCGUGUGCUUGCGGUCUGGCAGCUGAUUUCAACGAGUUGUCAAUCUAUCUCCGGCUAAGUGUAUUUCCUACUAAUUCCCAGAAAACGCGAUUUUCGUCAUUCUUUUAAGCUAACCUUUUUCCUCUCUUUAUCUUAUUCGUAUAGGAUUGGGAAAUUUUAGUUCUUGGGAAACUUAAAUGGGACUUGUCAGCCGUUACUCCUUACGAUUUUCUAGAGCAGAUUUUUAACCGCCUCUCCCUACCCAAUGAAAGCGUGAUCCGAAAGCAUGCGGCGACUUUCAUCGCUUUAUGCUGUACUGGUAAGACGAGCUUCCUAUCUAUUUACCUUACAAAGAUAAGGGUUAUAUCUCGGUCUUCAAGACUGUCUGCGUCUGCCCAUCAAACCUUAACUACUUUAAAAUGCAUGCCACACUGAAUUAAUCUAUUUUAGCCCCUUUUUCUUGUUAUUUUCCACUUAUCUUCUUCAUUGUAUUUUGACUAUAUUAUAUUUUUAAACAUCACUAAAUGCCUUUUUUUUAAUUCUCUUAAAUUCCGCCUUUAUUGUUUUUCAGAUGAGAAGUUUCUUAUGUACCCGCCUUCCACUUUGGCUGCGUCUUCUAUUUGCGCGGCUUUUGCUGGUCUCGCUACAACAGAACAAAAAAGCUUGUGGACAAGCGGAGAACUUGAAUCAUUCCUACAAGGACUCACAAAUAUCGAACCGGUAAGGAUGAAAUAAAAUUUAAAAAAAAACAUUCUAAGUUAAAAAGUGUUUGGAAUGACUGGUCAGUUGUGCCGUGCAAAUAAAGUUUUGCAAAGAGCAAAUAAGGAAAAAGCCUUGCGCAAACUUUGAUAAAACGCGUGGUUUUUUCACACAUUUAUCUCUUGUUUAAAGACUCCUUUUUUUUCCUUUUUUUGCACCAAGAGGCCCGCCUUUUGGUCAUUUGAUAUGUAAUCAGCAAGAAAAAAAAAACAAUCUUACUUAAAAUAGAACUUUUCUUUACAAUGAAAAAAAAAAAAACCUCUCAAACAAACAAACUGAAAUUGGUCUAUUUUGGGAUUUUCUUGUUUCAGGAAUACCUGCAAUCGUGCCAAAGACUAAUGGAAGAAGUACUUCAUUUUAAUGUCACGGAAACUCCAUCUGAUAAGAUCGAAAACGGAAGCACGCCAAGUACGCCAACAGAUUUACAGGAAAUCCAUUUUUGACAGAGGCGUUUAGUAGACUGUCAUAGAACCGUCCGUGUGUGUGUCAACCUAUCUAUCGUGUGUAAAUACUGUAAUAAAGGACUAGAAUUUUCUCAAAUUGCUGUCGUCUUUUUCCAAGUGUGUAGCUUGCCAGCACCCGUUUUGUUUUUUACGCAAAAAGCGCGCGAGAGAACGCGCUGCGGUUUCCUUUCUUUUUAAUGAGCACGCACCGACAAUUAGAAGUGACGUCUUUGUUCAAAGAAUGCGUUUACCUUAAGAGAGCAAAUGGAAUUAGGGCCCACCGAAGAGUGAAAGGCAUUCUUCAAGAGAAAGCAAACAUUAAAAAUCCC